Molecule: messenger RNA, 1518 nt
Organism: Microthlaspi erraticum
Lineage: Eukaryota; Viridiplantae; Streptophyta; Magnoliopsida; Brassicales; Brassicaceae
Source: the annotation of a GenBank genome assembly
AUGGUAAUACUCACCGCAUUUCUCAUCCUUUUUCUAAUCUUAGGGUUCGUAUCAAUCUUUUUAUUUUCAACAAAAACCCUAAAACUCAAAACCGAGUCCUCCACGAACCCGACGUCGUAUCCACUCAUCGGCUCUAUCCUCUCCUUCAACAAAAACCGCCACCGUCUUCUCCAAUGGUACACCGACCUUCUCCGUCUCUCACCUUCUCAAACCAUCACCUUCGAUCUCUUCCUCCGUCGCCGGACUAUCAUCACGGCCAACCCCGAAAACGUCGAGCACAUUCUCAAAACAAACUUUUGCAACUUCCCUAAAGGCAAACCUUUCACCGACCUCCUCGGAGAUCUACUCGGCGGUGGGAUUUUUAAUUCCGACGGCGAGUUAUGGAGCUCGCAGCGUAAACUCGCGAGCCAUGAGUUUACAAUGCGUUCUCUCAGGGAGUUCACUUUCGAAAUCCUCCGCGAAGAAGUAGAAAACCGGCUUAUUCCGGUGCUUUCAUCCGCCGCGGACUACGACGGUGGAAGGACGGUGGAUUUUCAAGAGCUGUUAAAACGUUUCGCUUUCGAUGUUGUUUGCAAGGUUUCGUUGGGUUGGGAUCCAGACUGCUUGGAUUUGACCCGACCCGUUCCGGAUCUUGUCGAAGCUUUUGAUGUAGCUGCUGCGAUAAGCGCUCGCCGUGCGACGGAGCCAGUUUACGCCGUGUGGAAGCUGAAGCGUUUGUUCAACGUAGGAAGCGAGAGAAAGCUGAGAGAAGCGAUCGGGACCGUACACGCGUCCGUCUCUGAGAUCAUUCGUGCCAAGAAGAAGAGCCUCAAAAUCGGCGGUGACGUGUCGGACAAGCAGGACCUCUUGUCGAGGUUUCUCGCCGCCGGUCACGACGAGGAAGCCGUCAGAGAUUCUGUGAUCAGCUUCAUUAUGGCGGGAAGGGACACCACAUCGGCGGCGAUGACGUGGCUGUUUUGGUUGUUGAGUCAGAACAAUGACGUAGAGAAGAAGAUUCUUGAAGAGGUGAACAAUGAGAGUGCUUUAGGGUUAGGGUUUGAGCAUCUGAGAGGGAUGAGUUACACGAAAGCUUGUCUCUGUGAAGCAAUGAGGCUUUACCCACCAGUGGCUUGGGACUCAAAGCAUGCAGCGAACGACGACGUUUUGCCAGAUGGGACACUUGUCAGAAAAGGAGACAAAGUGACUUAUUUCCCUUACGGCAUGGGAAGGAUGGAGAAAGUGUGGGGUGAAGACUGGGAAGAGUUUAAACCGAACCGAUGGUUUGAGGAAGAACAGAAUUACGGUACAAAACCGGUUUUGAGAACCGUGAGCUCGUUCAAAUUCCCGGUUUUCCAAGCCGGACCAAGGGUUUGCAUAGGGAAAGAGAUGGCGUUUUUGCAGAUGAAAUACGUGGUGGGUUCGGUUUUGAGUCGGUUUGAGAUUGUACCGGUUUGCAAUAACCGGCCAGCGUUUAUUCCUCUUUUAACCGCUCACAUGGCUGGUGGGCUAAAGGUGAAGAUCAAGAGGAGAGAGCACUAG